Molecule: messenger RNA, 536 nt
Organism: Cucumis melo (muskmelon)
Lineage: Eukaryota; Viridiplantae; Streptophyta; Magnoliopsida; Cucurbitales; Cucurbitaceae
Product: small polypeptide DEVIL 6-like
Exons: 1
Coding region: 92-244 (50 amino acids)
Biological process (GO): negative regulation of cell population proliferation
Source: RefSeq, a predicted model, not a curated record
AGAAGCAGAAUCCUUCUUUCCCCUAAACAUUUCUUCAACCAAAGCAAUCCAAUUGACACAACAAAACAAACAACGUCACACACAAAUUAAAAUGAAGAUCAUGAUGAUGUCGAGUAGUGGAAGCUCCAAGAGAAGGCUUUCAUCAUCUCCAAGUAGAGGAUUUGGAGGAGUUCUUAGAGAGCAAAGGGCUAAGCUUUACAUUAUUAGAAGAUGUGUUGUUAUGCUUCUUUGUUGGCAUGAUUAAUUAGAUGGUGUUAUUGAAGAUCAACAAAAUUAACACAAUAGGUUUUUCUUCUUCUUCUUUUUUUUUUCUUUUUUUUUUUUUCCAAAUUAUUGUUUUUAUUUAAUUAUUUUGGAGUGUAAAUAGAGGGUAGCUAGGAAGAGAAAGACGACAUGGAUGGAAGAGUUUUUUUCUUUUUCCACGACAGAUUUUUGGUAGAUUUAAUUUGGCCUUGUUCUGGGUCACAAGAUGUGUAAAAAUAUUAGAGGGAAAAAGGAAACUCUUAAUUAUCAACUUUGGAUCUACUUUUUGAUUU